This is a messenger RNA of Malaclemys terrapin pileata, 5503 nucleotides long. RefSeq names its product pleckstrin homology domain containing A7 (gene PLEKHA7). Gene Ontology annotation, biological process: zonula adherens maintenance; cell-cell adhesion mediated by cadherin; pore complex assembly. The transcript has 28 exons. Bases 340 to 3942 code for a protein of 1200 amino acids. Gene Ontology annotation, molecular function: protein binding. The record is from RefSeq and is a predicted model, not a curated record. Gene Ontology annotation, cellular component: pore complex; zonula adherens. NCBI's taxonomy places the organism in Eukaryota, Metazoa, Chordata, Testudines, Emydidae.
AUUUGUCAUUGUGGAGUUUGCUGUGAGGUUGAUUGUUGUCCUUUUAGAAUUAAUAUUUUUGCUAUUUCCUUUUGUGAAAGUGUGUAAAUAUUAAAUUAGAUAUUGUUUUGUUAAAGUAAUUGGAGAAGGGAGACAGAAGAAAUUCAAAUGCCUUAUGGAAUAAUUGGAUUCAUCCAGUGAUCUGAAGCUCAGAGGCUGUUGUUUCUCCUUUGCUGUUGACCUCACACUGUUUUUGCUUUCAGCCAUAACCAGCAGACCACGACAUUUAGACAUCCUGUGACAGGACAUAUUUCUCCAGAAAACAUUGAAUUUAUUUUACAAGAAGAGCAGAAUUCACACAUGUCCAAGCAACAAGUAAACCAAAGACCCUCAAGCAUGGUCAGUGAAACAUCCACUGCAGUAACUACAUCCACUGUAGAUACAAAACCUGGCUCCAAGGUUUUAAAAUCUGGCAAUAAAGUUCACAGCUUUGGAAAGAGGGACCAGUCUAUCAAGAGGAACCCUAAUGUUCCUGUUGUGGUGAGAGGCUGGCUACACAAACAGGAUAGCUCUGGAAUGAGAUUAUGGAAAAGACGAUGGUUUGUGCUGUCUGAUUAUUGUUUGUUUUACUACAAAGACAGCAGAGAAGAAACUGUUUUGGGUAGCAUACCAUUGCCUAGUUAUGUAAUAUCUCCCGUUGGACCUGAAGAUCGCAUAAACCGCAAGUAUUCCUUUAAGGCUGUCCACACAGGGAUGAGGGCAUACAUUUAUAAUAAGAGUUCUGUUAUUGGCUGUCAGGGAGAGCAUUCAGGAAUGCGCACAUACUACUUCAGUGCAGAUACCCUAGAGGAUAUGAAUGACUGGAUCCGUGCCAUGAAUCAAGCUACUCUGAUGCAAACACGUUCAUCACUGAAGAGAGAAACAGAAAAAGCGGAUCAGCAAGCUGUUCCCCAAGCUAACCAUGUGGAUUCCUGCAAAGAGCGUGCAAAGGCGGUGGAUACUGCUGAUAUAAAAGAAAGUUAUCAAAAAGCAACUGAAACCUUUGGAUACGAUAGGCAUGAAGAGAUAAGAAAAGAAAGAGAAGAUGAGGAACGUUAUGUCUUCAGAAAAGAAAUUCUGGAAGCUAAGAGGGGAAAAUCUAAGCCUCCAUUAACAUCAGGAGAAGUUGAUCAGUUUCCAGAUUUAACAAGUGCAUCUCGGCCCCAGGUAGCUCAGCCUCAGCCAGUUGAGAAGAAUGGGACGUUUCCUAGUUCAUUAAACAUGAGUGUUGGCCCAGUGGAGCAGAAUGGUACCAGUUUGUAUAAAAGAGGGUUUGUUCCCAGAGCAAAUCCAGAUAAACAGAUGCAAAGGAAAAACAACAUGACUCAAGUGGAGCACUGGGUAAAAGUCCAAAAAGGAGACACAAAAAGUCUUGCUCCUGAUCAGAUUCUAACUCGUCAAGGUCCCAGUCAGUCUUCGUCUUUUCCUGAAAAUUAUCAUACCUUGCCAAAGAAUACCAGGCAGCCUUCAGGGAGCUCUCCUCCACCAAAUCGCAACUUGCCAAGUGACUACAAAUAUGCCCAGGACCGUGUUAGUCACUUGAAAAUGUCCCAUGAGGAGAGGAAAGCUAAUAAGGAUGGUACUGUAUGGCAGCUAUACGAGUGGCAACAGAGACAGCAGUUUAAACAUGGCAGUCCAACUGCUCCAGUUUAUGCAGGUUCUCCGGACUUUACUGACCGUGGUAAAGCAAAAAGUUCACUAGAUGUUCCACGAUCAAUUUCUGUUCCUCCAUCUCCUUCCGAUAUUCCUCCACCAGGACCUCCAAAAAUCUUUCCGCCAAGGAGACUGCACACUCCUGCAGAAAGGGUUACUGUUAAACCAUCUGAUGGGAGACAGAGUAUAGACAUACCUUUUGCUGGAUCUCCAAGGAGGAUACGAAAUCAUGCUGUAAAGAAUUCAGCACACGUUGAUAGACGCUCCAUGCCUACUAUGGGAUAUAUGACCCAUACUGUAAGUGCACCCAGUUUACAUGGCAAGUCGGCUGAUGACACCUACAUCCAGCUGAAGAAAGACUUGGAAUAUCUGGAUCUAAAGAAGCUGUCUCCUUUUAUGAUAACAGUGACAGGGCGUGAUAUACUAAAAGAACGAAGUACAAAACCUGUCAAGAUUGCAGAAAGUGAUAUUGAUGUCAAGCUAAGCGUUUUCUGUGAACAGGACGGGAUUCUACAGGACUUGGAAGACAAAAUAAGAUCCCUUAAGGAAAAUAAAGACCAGUUGGAAUCUGUUUUGGAGGUUUUGCAUAGACAGAUGGAACUGUACAAAGACCAACCACAGCAUGCAGAAAAAAUUUCUUCCCAGCAGAGACUUUUGCAAGAGGACCUCAUUCAUAUUCGGGCUGAAAUAUCCAAGGCAUCCACUGAAAUGGAAAAUGCUUGGAAUAAAUAUCUGAAAUUGGAAAAGGAUGUGAACCAGCUGAAGCAAGCCUUACAGGAACAGAUGAACAGAUCAUUUUUUCCUCAGGAGAAAACACAAAUGCAAAAAGAUUUAUGGAGAAUUGAAGAUGUCACAGCUGGCCUAAGUGCAAAUAAAGCAAACUACAAAGUCAUAGUAGAUUCUAUAAAAAAUCCAGAAAGAAAAACAGUGCCUUCAUUUUCUCAGCCUAUAGUGCCUUCAUUAUCAACUUCUCUCACAACUGUGGAGAGCAAACUUUCUACUCAGCGAACUCCUCCAUCCAGUCCUGUUAAGUCCUCUUUGGAGGUUAGGCUGUUUCCACAGCCUUAUACUCAGCCUAGAACACAGUCUCAAUCACAACAGCUGAAAAAAGUUGAGCAUCCUCUUCAGUCACCAGUGAAGCUAAAGUCAAAAAUUGAAAAUGAAGCACCACCCAGACCUCCUCUCCCUCAGGUCUACAAUCCUGAUGAUCACCCACCAGCUGUUCCACCUCUUCCAAGGGAAGCCAAUGUCAUCAGGCACACAUCAGUGCGAGGCCUGAAACGUCAGUCAGAUGAAAGAAAGAGAGAUCGAGAACUGGGGCAAUAUGUGAAUGGAGAUUAUAGGGGAGAACUUCGUUCAUACAUGAGUGAACCUGAAUUAGCUACAAUAGGUGGUGACCUCAGCCAAACUUCACUUGGUUUCAUAGGUUCUGACAGUGGAUACCAGACAUUACCUACCAGAGGAUUAUCUGGAUCAACUUCCAGACUGCACCAGACAUCCACCAGUUCAUCAUAUGCAACAUUUCAAAGAGAUCGCUCCAAGGAGAGACCAAAGAGUGCCUUGGAACGCUUAUACUCUGGAGACCACCAAAGAUGCAAGAUGAGUGCUGAGGAACAACUAGAAAGAAUGAAGCGACAUCAGAAGGCAUUAGUUCGUGAACGCAAGAAAACUCUUAGCCAAGGAGAAAGACAGUCUAUUUCAUCUCGGUCUUUCAUCCGGCCCGUUUCUGCAGACAUAGGCUCAUGGAAACGAGAACAAGAAUUUGAUUUGCAGUUACUUGAGAGAGCAAUACGUGGAGAAGAGAAAAAUGAAAAUGACAGGUUAAAAAUUCAGCCUGUACCAGUGACAGAGAUGGAUCUGGAACCUCAAGAUUAUAACUUAGAUAUCAGCAGAGAGUUGUCAAAACCUGAAAAGGUGGCAAUUCCAGAACGCUAUGUUGACCUGGACCCUGAAGAACCUCUCAGUUCAGAAGAAUUAGCCGCAAGACACCGUAAUACAGAAAAGAUAAAGAAUAUUCUUACCAGGUCUAGUAUGCACAACCUACAGCCUACUGUUGCUCAGGACGAACACAACUCAGUUGAUUUAGAUUCACAGCUGCAGGAGCAGGAACGCAUCAUUACCAUAUCAUAUGCUUUGGCUUCUGAAGCCUCUCAGCGGAGCAAGGAGGUAGCAGCUCACCAGUUGACCUACCCAUCUAAAGCACCCUCACCUUCUGUACCACAGCCACCUCACUCCCCCUUAAGCAAUGGAUUUCACUACACAUUUGUCUAAACACCUUAAAACCAAAGCAGUAACUGAACAUUGACAUAAGAUACAACCCAACAACCAUCUGAUGCCAGAGCGUGGAAGAAAGAAUGUCUUCAUUACACCAGCUUCUCUGAAGAUACUCAUCAGCUGAUCAUAUAAUUUUUCAAAAACAAAUUCAGAGAAUAAUAGAGGGAUUUUCUAUGAAAAACAAAUAAAUUCAAAUCAUUUUAGUUUGGCAUUGUUUUAGUUCAGACUUUUUAUAUAAAUAAAUGGCACUUUUAAGAUACUCUGUAAAAUACUGAUGUAUUUUUAGAAACAGAAUAUAUUUUAGAUGUUUUUAAUCAAGGGCUGAGUUCAUUUUUUAAAAAAAGCUGCUUACACAGACUUUACAAAAUAUUAUUGCUUCACCCUCAAGUUCAGAUACAUAUCGUAAAGCCUCUUGACAAAAUGUAAAUCAAAUAAUCUUGGAAGCACAUCAUGGCAUUUGGGUAAAGCUAACUUAAGUGAGAAGCUUACUGAGAAUUUUCUUCUUUUUUUGGCAAAAUUGAUCACUCUCAUGUGCCCUUUAAAUAAGAAAUAGCAAAGGACUCAGCUUACAUUUCUAAAUGUUAGUAACUAUCAUGUUUGCACACAAUGAACAAAAUUAUGGCACUCAGCUGCUAACUCCUGUACAUUUUUUAAUUCCAUGUAGUUAAUCUUCAAAUAUCAGUACCCAGUAUGUUAGCAUUGACAAUAGCAUUGUCCCCAUCAGUAACAAGAAGCUACAAAAAUAUUUUUUUCUUACAUUAAGAGGACUGGGAAGUAAAAGAAAUUUUAAUUCUAAUGUGUGAAGUAAGCAAUAAAAUGUUAAUAGAAUGUGUGAUUUUACUAGUAAAUAUAUAUAUAUAUAUAUAAUUGUUUUAAUUAAAAAGCAAUAUGUGAUGUACUGCAUUAUCCUGGAAACAACAGAAAUAAUGUAACGUGGCACUUGCUAAUUUUGUAUGUAAAUUUUACUGGUGCUUAAUUUUGCCAAAACUUUCAAGUCGGAUGUUUUGCUUGGGUAUAGGGUGAAGAGUUGGCCAGUUACAUAUGAAGAAAAUGAGUUUAAAUGAAUUGCUGUUGCUUCUUUACUUGAAAAAAGUAUGUGUACACUUUCAGUGUAAGGCAUGCAAAAAUCGCACAAUACUGUGUAAUUUUUAGUUGAGUCCAGUGCUAAGAGAGGAAUGAUUCAUGAAUACUUUGCAGUGUUUUGCGAGACUUUUAACUUCUGUUUCUUUGCUGCAUUCAGAUAAUGGGUUUAAAAAAACUACAUGGCUUCACAUUUGUUUAAAAUGCAUAAAAUAAAAAUUGAUAUUGUAUUUUUACGAUACUCAGAAGCUAUUCUUAAGAAAUAUAUUUAGAAAAUGCAGUCUAUUUUUAACUAACUCAAUACUGCCAGUGUCAGCUUCAUAACAUUUUGCCAAAAUAAAUUUUUUAUUUUUGCCUUUAUAAAAAAUGUUUGAAAAGAAAUUAAACGAAUAUUUUGCAAGAAAAUGUUAAUUUAAAUAAAAUGUAACAGUUUGGGGGAAAUGGUGUAUGUACAGAUUAAAAUAUUAACAUAACACUU